AUGGUUCCGCCUCCGCCACCGGUGGAAAACGACGAAUCCUCCACGAAAGUUUCAAUUACAUCCCCCGCUAUAGAGUCUCAGAGAUCUAUUCCGACGCCGUUUCUAACCAAAACCUAUAGCCUAGUUGAGGAUAAAUCCAUCGACGACGUUAUAUCAUGGAACGAAGAUGGAUCCACCUUCAUCGUUUGGAACCCUACCGUUUUCGCUAGUAAUUUGCUUCCAAAAUAUUUCAAACACAAUAAUUUCUCAAGCUUCGUUCGUCAACUCAAUACUUAUGGAUUUAGAAAAGUAGUACCUGAUCGGUGGGAAUUCUCAAACGAUUGUUUCCGAAGAGGUGAGAAGCGGCUUCUAUGCGAGAUUCAACGCAGGAAAAUCUGUUCUGCUGUACCGAUGUCAACGUCUGUUGCUGCUGUUGCGGCGGUGGAAACCGCAACGGUUGCGGUUCCUUCACCUAUGCCGCUGACUGUAGUACCUAUAGCGAUGCCGAUGGUUUCACCGUCGAACUCCGGUGAAGAGCAUGUGAUAUCAUCGAGUUCGUCUCCGUCGCGAGCACCAUGGGAGAUUCUGGACGAGAACGAGAGAUUGAUGAAAGAGAAUGUUCUGUUGAACAAGGAGCUUGCUGAGAUGAGAUUGCUCUGCAACAAUAUAUAUACUCUCAUGUCAAGUUAUGCAAACAACAACAACAGUAAUAGUGGUGACAAUAAUAUUCAAACGGACGGUGGCGCGCAAGGAAGCAGAGAGUCAGGUAUGACUGCGGUGAGGCCGUUGGAUUUGAUGCCAGCGGUGAAACGAAGCUCCGGCAUGGAAAAGAUGAAUCCGAAGCUGUUUGGUGUUGCUAUUGGAACGAAGCGAACGAGAGAAAACGGUUGUGAAAGUGGAAGAGAUGAUACACUGCUGCGGCUACAUCAACCGGGUUCUACGGACGUGAAAUCAGAGCCGUUGGAUUGUCAGGAUAGUCCCGAUAAUGAUCAACCGCCGUGGUUGAACCGGUGUAAUAGAGCGAACGAGAGUUUAUGUAAAUGA
Messenger RNA from Lathyrus sativus (Indian pea), 1023 nucleotides. NCBI's taxonomy places the organism in Eukaryota, Viridiplantae, Streptophyta, Magnoliopsida, Fabales, Fabaceae. The record is from the annotation of a GenBank genome assembly.